Molecule: messenger RNA, 471 nt
Organism: Vicia villosa (hairy vetch)
Lineage: Eukaryota; Viridiplantae; Streptophyta; Magnoliopsida; Fabales; Fabaceae
Exons: 1
Coding region: 1-471 (156 amino acids)
Source: RefSeq, a predicted model, not a curated record
AUGACAACCAAAUUGUCUCCAAGUGAUUUGGAAAGAAAUCGUUUAGGUUAUGCUAACGAAGACACAUUGGAAGUGUUCGCUAUUGAUACUUUAGUAAGCACAGAUUGGAGAACUCUAAUUAUAGAGUAUCUUAAACAUCCUUGGUUGAACACAGAUAGAAAAUCCAAGUAUAGAGCUUUCUCUUACAUUUUGAUGGGAAACGAAUUAUUCAAGAAAACUCCUGAAGGCAUCUUAUUAAAAUGUUUGGGAAAAAAUGUGGCGUACUUGGAAAUAUCUAGUGUUCAUAGUGGAACAUGUGGGGCACAUCAAGCAGGCCAUAAAAUGAAAUGGGUACUUUUUAGAUACGGGAUGUAUUGGCCUACCAUGCUAAAGGAUUGUAUAGAGUUCGCCAAAGGCUGUGAAGAAUGUCAAAUACAUGCAGGAAUCCAACAUGCUCAUGCGAGUGAGCUUCAUGCAAUUAUCAAACCCUGA